AUGGGCAACAGUGUUUCUAAAAAACGAAAAGAACGACCGAGUGUUAUUCGCACAGAAAUUCCAGAUAAUGAAUAUUCCAAUACAACCGCAACAUCCAUAAACUCCAUUCUCGUCAAUUCCAACAAACAGCAGCAAAUGAAUACCAAUGAAGCUUCGGUGACGUCGAAUACCGACUUGAACCAAAUGAGUUAUAAUUCUCAGAAUCAACUCACAGCGACGUCCAUGCGUUCCAUUGGAAGAAACCUCGACAUUGACGAAUGUAUCGAUCGACUAUUGGAAGUGGGCAUGAGUGGCAAAAUAUCCAAAUCCGUGUGUUUCAAAAACUCUGAAAUUGUUGCAAUCUGUCGAGCCGCACAAGAAGCUUUUAUGUGUCAACCUAGCUUAAUAGAACUUAAUCCUCCGGUCAAGAUCCUGGGUGAUAUUCACGGACAGUAUCAUGAUUUGAUUCGAUUAUUUGAAAUGGGCGGCUUUCCACCCGAAUCCAACUAUUUAUUUCUGGGCGACUACGUUGAUCGAGGCAAACAAAGUUUGGAAACCAUCUUGUUGCUGUUUUGUUACAAGAUCAAGUUUCCCGAAAACUUCUUCCUGCUGCGAGGUAACCAUGAAUGCGCCAAUGUUACACGAGUGUAUGGUUUCUACGAUGAAUGCAAACGACGUACCAACGUCAAGAUCUGGAAAACGUUUGUGGAUGUAUUCAAUUGCUUACCAAUUGCAGCGCUGGUGGCGGGUAAAAUCUUUUGUGUUCACGGUGGUCUGAGCCCGUCGUUGAACACCAUGGAUGAUGUACGUAAUAUUAUGCGUCCUACCGACGUUCCCGAAUAUGGUCUUUUGAACGAUUUGGUGUGGUCCGACCCAUCCGAGACCGCCAUUGAAUGGGAAGAUAACGAACGAGGCGUGUCCUAUUGCUUUGGCAAGAAAAUCGUCAAUGAGUUUUUAGCCAAACACGAUCUGGAUUUGGUAUGCCGAGCCCACAUGGUCGUGGAAGAUGGUUACGAAUUUUUCAACGAACGCACUCUUGUCACGGUAUUUUCGGCACCUAAUUACUGUGGCGAAUUCGAUAACUUUGGUGCAAUCAUGAGUAUCAAUGAAGAGUUACUAUGCAGCUUUGAACUGCUGACACCAAUUGAUCAUCCACCGGCGGCUAUGGCAGCGCUCAACAAAAAUAGGGGCCGAAGACCAAGUCCUCCUAUGAUUGAACCUUCGUCACUCCCUGAAUAAUCGAUACUAGAUCUGAUUCUGUAGCUACCUAUUAUACUAUUGCUUUUUUUCUUCUUUUCUUGUCAACGUCCGCUUUUCUUCUCUCAAACACACACACCCAACCCCUGUCUCACCUUUUUUUCUGAACCUUUUUUUUUCGUGUCAACCUGUCUUCUUUUCCACGAUCCAGCGAUUGCCUCAUGCUUUUAUACACAUACAUACAAGUCUAGUCUUUUUUUCUUUUCCUUGUUCUUCUUUUUCUCUACUUUAUAUUUUUUUUUUUGGAUCCCCAUUCUAGGUAGUGGUUGUUUGCCACUUCUUCUUAAUAGUUAUGAUCGGUCUUUUUCUUUUCACUGGGUUUACCCACGUCUCUUCGAUAUUACCCUCACCAAAGGUAACAACGACCCUUUGAACGCUGGAAUUUGGGAGCAAUCGUCCUUCAUUGCUCGUUGUAAAAAAUCUGCACAACUUUCCGGGGGAGAGAAAAAAGGAUGUAGAAAUGGAUCACCG
Molecule: messenger RNA, 1707 nt
Organism: Radiomyces spectabilis
Lineage: Eukaryota; Fungi; Mucoromycota; Mucoromycetes; Mucorales; Radiomycetaceae
Product: Metallo-dependent phosphatase-like protein
Exons: 6
Coding region: 1-1218 (405 amino acids)
Cellular component (GO): nucleus; cytoplasm
Molecular function (GO): protein serine/threonine phosphatase activity
Source: RefSeq, a predicted model, not a curated record